AUGCCAACAGAGCGCUCGCCGACAAGGGCUUCAACAGGCUCCACGGCUGAGAAAAUGAAUCCAACGGCAGAACAGCCAACGGGUGCACACGUAAACAAAGUCGCCGUCCGCGCACCACCCUUCUGGGAGAACGAGCCCGAGUUAUGGUACGCACGUGAGGUCAAGGACGUAAUCACCGACCCACCUGCGACGGACAAAUACCUCGCGAUUAAGACUGCCUUAAUCCGUCGACUGUCAGCUUCACAAGAGCACAGGAUUCGCCAACUUCUAGAACACGAAGAGAUGGGAGACCGCAAGCCUUCGCAAUUCCUGCGGAACCUACGCACGCUCGCUGGAAAUGCCGUACCCGAACAACUACUACGCACGUUGUGGCUCGGGCGGUUACCAACCACGAUGCAAGCCAUUCUGGCGACCAGAACGCAAGACCGACUGGAGGACGUCGCAGAACAGGCGGACCGUAUUCAAGAGGUCACCGUUCGUUUAGUGAACGAAGUGAAAACGGCGCCGGACGACCCAUCACCGAUGGCCCACCAAAUACGGCAGCUCACCGACCAGAAGCAAGUCAAGGGAGAGGAAGAAAACGGAUCACCUUUGCUUUUACCAUCGGAAGUUCGGGCAACAAGCUCGAAAGUGCACCCAGCCGUGCAACUUCCAGUUGGGAAACGAGCGGGGGAGUCACUGAUGGCGGCCAGUGACACGACCCAGACUCUUCGUCGCCUUUUCGUCACCUGUCAGGAAUCCAAAAGACGGUUCCUCGUGGACACCGGAUCUGACGUCAGCGUAUAUCCACGCGCCACGGUCCAAGGUCCGAAGCAGCCCACAGCAUACAUUUUAUAUGCAGCUAAUGGGUCGGCGAUACCGACGUAUGGAUGGAUCACCAUAGAACCGAAACUUGGGAACCAUAGACCACGCCACGACGGCGUCAGUCAAGGUUCUCAAAGAAGAGAAUUCGUACCACCGCAUCUUAGCGGAAUAUCCAGGGAUUACCCGCCUACGCACGGAACUAACAAGAGCAGAACACAACACCUGGCACUACAUCAAGACAACGUCAGGACCACCGGAAGCAUGCCGUCCCCGAAGACUGGCUCCUGA
Odontomachus brunneus is the source of this 1092-nucleotide messenger RNA. RefSeq lists its product as uncharacterized. The transcript has 4 exons. Gene Ontology annotation, biological process: proteolysis. The record is from RefSeq and is a predicted model, not a curated record. Lineage: Eukaryota; Metazoa; Arthropoda; Insecta; Hymenoptera; Formicidae. Gene Ontology annotation, molecular function: aspartic-type endopeptidase activity. Bases 1 to 1092 code for a protein of 363 amino acids.